Messenger RNA from Tricharina praecox, 228 nucleotides. RefSeq lists its product as uncharacterized. Lineage: Eukaryota; Fungi; Ascomycota; Pezizomycetes; Pezizales; Pyronemataceae. The coding region runs from base 1 to 228 and encodes 75 amino acids. The transcript is spliced from 2 exons. The record is from RefSeq and is a predicted model, not a curated record.
AUGAACGCCACUCCCCGCCUCCUCGGAAAGAUCCUCAAGGCCGUCGGUCCCAAGGAGCCGCAUCCCUACUUUAUCUACCCCAAGACUGCCGCGGCAUACCCCAUCAACCCCGCGUUCUUGAGUCAACGGUUGGGUCGCACUGCUGGAGCAUAUGUUCCAUUCAUGGGAGUGGUGUUCCUCUGGCCUUUUGCGGCGCAGUACAUUACCACCCAGACUGGUGGGCCAUGA